GCACGCCCAGCCCCCAACCACAGGUUGGCCUUGGGGGGGGGCGUCGGCGACGCUCACCCUGCGGCGCGAUCCGCUCCGGGCCCCCCCCCAUCUGCGGGGCGGCCUCCCCGCGCGCGGCUCCGCCCGCCGCCCAUGCUGCUGCAGCAGGGCACGAGCGCCCUCCCGCCGCACCGGGCCGCGCCGACGCUGAGCGUGGCGCAGCGGCACGCCAACCACGCGGGCGGCAGGUACGAGGGCGAGGUCUCGGUCGAGAGCGGCAGGCGAGAGGGCCGGGGGACGUACUUCUACCCCAACCCCUACUUCACGUACGAGGGCGAUUGGCUUGCUGGCAAGAAGCACGGGAGUGGCCGCCUGACGUUUGAGGACGGCGGCUAUUACGAGGGUGAGUUCCGUCAAGGCGAGAUCGUCGGCGAGGGGGUGCAGCUCUGGGCGAAUGGCACCGAGUACACUGGGCAGUUCUUGAACGGCCUGAGGCACGGCAGCGGUGUGCUCACCAAGGCCGACGGGACCACGUACGACGGCGCCUUCGGCCAGAACCAGUACGCAGGCGCCGGCUCGCUGGUGCUGCCGACGGGGGACACGUACAGGGGCGAGUUCGCGGCGCACAAGUACCACGGCUCCGGCGCCCUCGCGCAGCCCUCCGCGGACCGCCGCUACAUCGGCGGCUUUGCGGAGGGGGCCUUCGAGGGGGAGGGGGAGCUGCACGAGCGGGGCAACGAGUUCGUCUACGCGGGCCAGUGGCGCGCGGGCGUACGCGAGGGCCGUGGCAAGCAGGUCGACCACAGGAUAGGCCUGUCCUUCGAGGGCGAGUGGGCCGGCGGCCUGCCGGCCGCGGUGCCCUCGUCCUGGGACCUGGCCGCCGCGGGCACCUCGGAGUCCUACCUGCCCGCGUGCUCGGCGCUGAAGGAGGAGGCCGCUGAUCAGCUCCUCGACGCCAAGGAGAAGAAGGCCAAGGAGGCGGCCGCGGCCAAGAAGGCCAAGGAAGCGGGCGCGCCCGCCCCGGCGGAGGCGCCGAGCGGGCCGGAGCUGCUCCUGCAGCCCGGGGCCAGCCUGCCGCAGGUCGUGCUGCGCAUGGCCGACAGCGACGGCGCCCCGCUGUCAGGCGAGGCUGGCCGCUGCUUCCGCGUCACCAUGUACAGGGAGCAGCGGAAAGAGGGCGCUGCCGAGGUGGAGAUCGAGCGCGUGCCCGUCAGGUUUGCCGACCAGCGGCAGGUCCUGGACCCGGCCCCCGGUGGCAAGCCAGGCGCCGGCGGGAAGGUGACUCCCGUGCCGAAAGCCGACGCCGUGAAGCGUAAGGUCAGCAAGUCGGCCAAGGAUGCCACGCCCGUCCCGACCCCCGACCCCGACGAGCCCCCGCCGCACCCGGGCGACGACUGCCGCGAGGGCGCGCUGGGGCCAGACGGCCGUGCGCUGCUGGGCGGUGGCGAGGAGUGGCUGGUGCCCGCCCACCUGCAGCCGGCCAUUUAUUCUCCUGCGCUCGUGCCGCCUUGCUGCCCCUCCAGGUGCGGCGGGCCGUGGGCUCUGCUGCCCGCGCUGGAGGUGCCCGUGCGGGUGGCCCCGCCCGAGGGCCAGGGCCGCGCGACCCCGGGGCCCGCGGCGUCCAAGGGCGGCGCCAAGAAGUGAGCACAGGCCUCCUGCUCCUGCUCCUCCUGCUCCUCCUCCUCCUCCUCCUCCUCCUCCUUCUGAGGAGGAGGACCUCCCACGACAGGCCUCGCAACCUUCUCCUGGGCCUCCCCGGCCCGGCCGCGCGAAACUGUGCACGGGCUGCGCGGCGUCCAACA
Molecule: messenger RNA, 1781 nt
Organism: Prorocentrum cordatum
Lineage: Eukaryota; Dinophyceae; Prorocentrales; Prorocentraceae
Source: the annotation of a GenBank genome assembly